Mus pahari (shrew mouse) is the source of this 897-nucleotide messenger RNA. Its product is annotated as vomeronasal type-1 receptor 100-like. Bases 1 to 897 code for a protein of 298 amino acids. Gene Ontology annotation, cellular component: membrane. The transcript has a single exon. Gene Ontology annotation, molecular function: pheromone receptor activity. Lineage: Eukaryota; Metazoa; Chordata; Mammalia; Rodentia; Muridae. The record is from RefSeq and is a predicted model, not a curated record. Gene Ontology annotation, biological process: G protein-coupled receptor signaling pathway.
AUGUCUUCAAUCAAGAAUGUCCUUUAUUUCCAGUCUGGACUUGGAGUCCUAGCCAAUAUGUUUCUACUGACUUUCUAUAUUUUCAUAAUCCUAUGUCACAGACCUAAGCCCAUGGACCUGAUCUCAUGUCAAUUAUCCUUCGUUCACAUAAUGAUGUUCCUCACUGCAGGGGAUAUUUGGCUUUCAGACUUAUUUGAGUCACUGAACAUUGAGAAAGACUUCGUAUGUAAGGCAACUUUUUACACUAGUAGGGUGAUGAGAGGCCUCUCUAUGUGCAUCACCUGCCUCCUGAGUGUGUUCCAGGCUGUCACUAUCAGUCCCAGUACCUCACUGUUGGCAAAAUUUAAGCAUAAACUAAAAAAAUACAUCAUCUGUGCUUUUUUCUAUUUUUGGUCUUUCAAUUUGUCCUUCAGCAGUAGCCUGUUCUUCUCUGUUGGUGCUUAUAACAACAUGAGUGACACCAACCAGAUGAAGGUCACUAAAUACUGCUCACACUUUCCCAUGAACAACUUCAUCAAGGAAUUGAAUGUAAUAGUGUCAACUUUAAGAGAUGUGUUUCUUGUAGAAGUUAUGCUAACCACAAGUGUAUAUAUGGUGAUUAUCUUAUAUAGACAUCAGAGACAAUGCAAGCAUCUUCAUAGCAUCAGACACUUGAGAGCAUCCCCUGAGAAAAGGGCCACCCAGACCAUCUUGCUGCUGGUGGUUUUCUUUGUGGUCAUGUACUGGGUGGACUUCAUCAUCUCAUCCACCUCAGUCCUGUUGUGGAGAUAUGACCCAGUCGUCCUGACUGUUCAGAAGUUUGUGGUGAAUGCCUAUCCCACAAUAACUCCUUUGGUACAAAUUAGUUCUGAUAACAGAAUAAUCAAUGUGCUGAAAAACUUGUGGCUAAAAAGCUAA